Macrosiphum euphorbiae (potato aphid) is the source of this 2859-nucleotide messenger RNA. NCBI's taxonomy places the organism in Eukaryota, Metazoa, Arthropoda, Insecta, Hemiptera, Aphididae. The record is from the annotation of a GenBank genome assembly.
AUGGAUCAACUCACCGAAUCAACACUUAAAGAAUGGGGAUUUGAACAGUAUGUUGUACGUUUUAAAGAAGCAGAAAUUGAUUUUACAGUUUUUCUCACUUUAACUGAAAAUAUGGUUGCUGAGUUAAUACCAAUUAUAGAUCAUCGAUCAAAAUUUGUUAAUUCUUUGAAGCUAUUGAAUGAGAAACAUAACAAAGAGACAUCGUCUAAAGAUAUACCGGAUGAGAACACAUCGGAAAACGACAAGUCUUCUACAUCAGAAAAUAUCCAACAAAAGCAAUGUACCUCUGAACCAAAACCGGUACUAGCACCGAAUCAGGAUAAGAUGCCCCAGAAACAGUGGGAAGUAAAUCCAUUGCAAUCCAUUCUCGAUAAUCCAAAGACUAUGUCUAAUAGCAGUUCGUCGCAAUCGAAACGCCAAAGGAUUUCAUCGAACUCUUCAUCGUCCAAACACGAAGAUGAAAACAAUGUUUCCAUUGCUGGUACACCAACUACAACACCAACCCAAACGAUAGCUCAACCUCAACAGGCGCAUCAAAAAAUUCAACAAAACAAUACUAAAGAAAAAUGCCGCAAAUUUUUAGCCACUUUACUUGAAUUGUCGAGUAAAGAACCUAAACCUGUAGAAAGAAGUGUGCGAACCUUUAUACAAGAACUGGUUGAUGCCAAGGUGGAACCAGAACAGUUUUGUGAUCGACUAGAGAAACUUCUAAAUGCUUCACCACAACCGUGCCUUAUUGGUUUCCUCAAGAAAAAUAUUGAACCCUUGAGGCAAUCACUUAUGUUAAAUGAAAUGAAGAUUGAUGGAAUUCGACCACCAUCAUCAUGUACACCUGUACAGGAGUCCAUAAAUAUUCCAAUUGAAUCUUGCAAUAAUAAUCCCGCCGAAACCACCCGCGUAGUUGGUUCUACGGAAGCCGACAACAUAUUACAGAGUUCGAUGGAUAUGGGUGGUAAGAACGAUGUAGCCGUGAAUGAAAAAAAACCCUCAACAAGCUAUAGAAGAACGGACGACGAUGAAGAUGACGACGAUGAUAAAGAUGACGACGACGAUGAAGAUGACGACGACGAUAAAGAUGACUACGACGAUGAAGAUGACUACGACGAUGAAGAUGACUACGACGAUGAAGAUGACGACGACGAUGAAGAUGACGACGACGAUGAAGAUGACGACGACGAUGAAGAAGACGACGACAAUAACCAACUGUCAAACACCACCCAGGCAUCGCUAAGUGAAACUUUAAAACUUGGUCAAUGGAAACCAUAUUAUUGCAGAUUCAUGACAGAAAAUAUAGUAUUGGAGACCACGAUUGAACUGGAUAUUUUGGAAUGGACUGCUGAUGCCGCGAAGUCAGCUUCAAGCAGUGAUUCGAACGAUGUUCUGUUUAGAGAACGUUUACAGAAAAGUUAUAAAACGACUAUACAAAAGAUUCCGAUUCAUUCAAAAUUUUGUAUGGAUCAGAAGCUAAAUAAACAUUCAUACGGUACAAUCAAUAAAAAGUGGACAGCACCAACCGGAAUGGUUAAUUUGUACAAGGCACUUCAUGAAUUCGAAAAAGAACACAAAUGCAAAUUUUCAUUUUUACCGUCCUCCAUUGGUAGACGACUUAGAAAGUACACCAAAAACGCAGACCUGGAUUUAGAUCCAGUGCACUCAGUCAGUAAUAACGUCUUGGAUGUUUUGCGUUACCCCUUACGGAAUGGUCUUAUACCGGAGAAGUAUUGGUUAGAUCUUAAGUUGUUUCUAUCGUCCGUUUACUUAAAAAAUAAUUAUUUUGAUUCCGAAUCUACACGUCGGGUUGAGACCGAGACGGCUGUUAAAUUUAAUUUCAUAGAAGGCGAAAUCGAAGCGUUAGUCUUCAACUAUUGGAGCCGGUCCACCAUCGAUCUAAUGUAUUACAACGAAAGCAAAUCCAGACGUGAUUUAAAACGCCUACUCCAGUAUUUGUUCCAGAGAUUAUGUAUUCGAUACAUAAGGAUAAGGACUCGGGAAGAGGUUGUUGGGUUAUUUUUAAAGAAUUUUAAAGAAUUAGCAAAGUUUGAUCUGGAUAAGGACAUCAUACCGAAGAAUUGUCUAUUAUUUCUUAAAAAUAACAUAUCGAAAGUUUGGCCGUAUAUCGAGAACAACGACCGGAAUCUGUGGUGCGCUUUUUUUACCGAAAUGAAAGUGAACUAUAUCUUGACAGCACGUACCUUUUCAGCAAUGUUUAAAAAACUAGAUCAAAAUUUUGAAUUUAUCAUGAGCAAGGCUGCACAAGUGAGGGCGAUUCGGAGGAAUCCGUUGUCCGACGUUAGUCUAUGGUACGCCUCUACUACCGUUUCCGAAGAACGUCAAACCAUUGUAAAUAAAAGUGAUGUGAUCAGCAUUUUACCAGAAUUUUUCAAAUCACUCGAUGACAUCGACAGUGUGUUAUGCACCGCAAUUGAUAAUUUUUAUUACCAUCACAUUUUUUUGCUAUCGCGAUACGCCAUCUUACACAACGUCGACAUCUCAACCAGAGUCUUAAAGCAUACAGAGGUCCAAAAGUUUCUGGAUAACCGUCAACCGCCUAAAAUUGGGUCGAUGUCUUACGUGAAAUUACCGUUGUCAGAAAGUAUGCAAUCUAAAAUGGUUUCAUGUUUCCGGUGGUUGUACAUUCGGGACAGUGAUAAAUUCGAUGUCGAGUUCGAGAUCACUAAAUUUGAUGAGUUGUUGUACCAGUCGCUCAAUGAGUUGAUCUGCAACUGGAUGAAAGAAGCGUUGCGUCCGAUAAUUGGUCACGAUGGUCAAUUUUCGCGAGAGCGCUACUUAAGUCUGUAUCCAAAUGAGGUAAUAUGUGAUGGCCAUGAUUCACUUCCACAAGAUACAUGUACGGUCUGA